UUUAUGCAGGCAGAUGCGUGUGCGCUCGUGGGUCCUUGUUAUCUCACCUAAAUGUCUGUGUUUUCUUUUUUCCAGGAGAGAAACCUCGAUAGCUUUUGCUUUGACUGAAAUUCCCUAUUAUCUGGCGUUUGGUCAUACAAUUAGCACCAGUCUUCACUGAACAGAGAUUUGCAUUCAUUUAGUGGCCCACAAGUCAUGUCUGGUAUAGCGUUAAGUCGUCUUGCACAAGAACGAAAGGCUUGGCGGAAGGACCAUCCUUUUGGUUUUGUAGCUGUACCAACAAAAAACCCUGAUGGGACUAUGAACUUGAUGAAUUGGGAAUGUGCUAUCCCUGGAAAGAAAGGGACGCCGUGGGAGGGGGGCCUAUUCAAACUUCGGAUGCUCUUCAAGGAUGACUAUCCUUCCUCUCCACCAAAGUGUAAAUUUGAGCCUCCUUUAUUCCAUCCGAAUGUAUAUCCGUCUGGUACCGUGUGCCUAUCUAUUUUAGAGGAAGACAAAGACUGGCGGCCUGCCAUUACAAUCAAGCAGAUUUUGCUAGGAAUCCAAGAACUCCUUAACGAACCAAAUAUUCAGGACCCCGCACAGGCUGAGGCAUACACGAUUUACUGCCAAAACAGAGUGGAAUAUGAAAAAAGGGUCAGAGCACAAGCCAAAAAGUUCUCUCCAUAAACCUCCAAGAUUUCCCUUGUAAUGGAAAUUGGUUUUGACCAGGUCUCCUCACCCCAGUUACUUCUCCCUUACAAAUCAUAUCCAUUUCAUACUAAUUUCUUGUGCCAUUUGUCAAUCCAAUGAUGCUCAUUCUAAUGAACUCUCUUUAAGGGUUUUACAAUUUGGCCUUUUGUAUACUGUUUUUGCCAUUUGGGCUAAUCCACAGUAAAGCUCACACCAGGUUGUGUGAGGAAUUGAUUAAAUUUUUUUUGUGGGGUUACUUGGUAACAGUGCAGUGCUUUAACAUUUACAACGACAACAAAAAAGGCACAAUAAACAUCCACAUUGCAGAAGAAAUAAUAUUCCACCGAUGGAAAAUCGUUUCGCAAUUUUGAUUAUUUUAUUUUUUUUUUCUUCUCUAGAUUGCCCUCCUUAGUCUCUUUCGUGGUUUUAAUGAUUUAAAACUUGCUAUUAAUGUCAGUAUUUCAACUGCUGUAUAAUGAUACUUUUAUACUUUAAAUUAGUCUCUCUACGAGAAAUAUCCAGUCCUGAUGCAGGCAGUGUACGAAGCAUGUACUAUUCAGUAUGCGAGCAUUUUUCUGCCUCGGCCGUCUGUACCGUUAAAAAUACUUAAAGGCCUCUGAAUCAAAUUGAAGGCAGGUUAGUUUACCGCUGCAUCAGUCUUGUUGUGUUUAUAUGGUGUUUUGUUCAUGUAAGUGUAUAGAGUAAAUAAAAAUGUUUAUACAAAGCCAGUUGUGUGGCAGCAGGUACAUUGUGCACAAGUUUCAAACCGUGUUGGAUCAGUUUCCACCAUCCUUGAAAGGUAAGUCAUCACAUGGUUCUUGGGCAGGAAAUGAUUAUGCCAGUGGCAUAGUACUUGGCCAAUAAACUAUGCUGUUGGCAUAGAUAAAAUUUUUUUAAAGGCUGAAUCUGUUUAGGUUUGCAUUAGACUCCAUACAAUCUUUCCAGAUGCCUAAAUGUAAUGUGUAAGUUAGAUUGUUAAAAUGGAAAUGGGCCGUGCCUAGAUUUUGCAUGUCAUUGUGGCACCUACUCUUAAGACUAUUGGGCCUGGCAGAUAGUGCUUGACCCUUGCAAGGUCAGUGUUUAUGGUUGUCUGGUAGGGAUCUAUCCAGAUGGCUUUUGUGCCCUUGAUACUAUCUUCAUUAAAGGUGUAACACUGGCUGGCCCUGAAUUUCAAAAGCCUUUUAAAUGAAAUGUAUUAAAACAGGAAAAUGUCCAUACCAAUUUUGUAUUCUUUCUCACAAAGGUAAUGUUUAAUCUGGUGUUACUGCGCUCAUUCCCAUGAGAAGUGCAGUGCUUGCUACUGUGAGCUUGUCAAUGGGGAGGGAGUGGUGGCUCAGUGGUUAAAGCUCUGGGUUACUGACCAGAAGGUCAUUGGUUCAAGCACUGCCAAGAUGCCAUUGUUGGGCCCUUGAGCAAACCGUUGACCCUAUCUGCUCCAGGGGUGCUGUAACAUGCCUGACCCUGCACUUUGACCACAGUUUAGCUGGGAUAUGCAGGGGAACAAAAAAAAAAAAAAAUCACUGUAUAUGUUCAAAUGUAAUUUGUGACAGAAAUAAAGGCUUCUUCCCAUCUCAUGGGGGUCAGUACAAUUAUGAUUAAUUUCAGCAAGGUUUCUACAUCCUGAUCGGUAAGGUUACCUGGAAACAAGAAGUAAUUUCAGAGUGUAGAGACCAAAAGAUCAAGAUGUUGUUGCAAUUGCUUGAAGGGAAUUUUUAGUGUGGAAUGGUUAAAGUUAAUGGUUUUAAACUCUUUUGGAGAGUGUGUUUUGAUCUUUUGCAAUUUUUUGUUAUGUGAAUUGGCUUUUAAAUAAAAUCCUACCAUUAAACUGACAGACUGUAAUUAGUGUCACUGGCGAAGGCAAUUAUCACUACUACUAUGGCUAAUUUUUCAGAGAUGAAAGUAGCAUCAUAGAGUUCUGCGAUUUGCUUUUCAAAGUGAUCAGAUUUUGCUUGACAGAUCACAUGGGGAUGAUUCUCACAGACCCAGUCAAGAAAAUGUCCUGGUCAUAUCAAUACCAAAAAAAAAAUUAAAUGUGUUACGUAAACAAAGCCUACAUAUAGGACCAUAGAUGUCCAAUUUUUACAUUGUGACAUUACUUUGUGAACACUUAUGAACAUUUAGCCCCCAAGUAUCAUUACUAUAAAGCGUACACAAGUUUUAAUUUUAAUAUUUCCAUUGCAUUUCAUAUUACACUAAGCUUGUGGAAACAGAUGUGUCAGUAUAUUUUGAUAAUUAGGAUCUAUAGUUCAAACAUAUCUCCUGAACCUUUGUCAUUUCUGCAUCUUGAGGGAUUUCAUGCAGUAACUUCAAGAGCCUUGACUGUCAUCUUUGAUUAGCCGGUUAAAUAAGAUUAACACCAAUGCAAUUUAUGGUUCUGUAAUGCAAAUUGAAUCAUUAACAUUGCUACCAGCAUCCAAGCAAUUCAUCGUUUUUACUCAUCUCUAGAAAGGUGCCAUUGAUAUGUCCCUCGUCCGUGUUUCAUAAAUGUUGAUUGCCAUUUAAAGACCUAGACAUUUUUCCUCCUAAAGUCUAUUUUAUUUUAAAUGCCUUAUUUCCUCUGUUUCCAGAAUUGGUUCAUUUAAUAUCCAUUUAGGACUCGCUGGAUGUAAUGGAAAAUUGCACAGGUGUUCAGGUUUCUCCGUCUGAGACAAGGAAGAGAAAUACAUUUGAUGUAUUGCCCUCCCAAAACCUGGUUGUUCAAAUCAGAGCUGACAUAUGAAGAUCUUAACGAAUGAUAUCUCUGCCUGCUGACGUACAAUCUUCUCGAAGAAUGUUUAAACCAAAACACCCAGCUUGAUGUCCCCUUUUCCUGCAAUCUGUCACAAAACUUAAAGCUGUUGUUGAUUUAAAGAUGCAGUUACCACUUCAAAUAGUCUGAGCGAGCUGGGAUGGUGCACUAAUGAUGUGCAUGUGAAAACUGAUGAAAGAACCUUUUCCUCAGAUCAAAAACCCAAGAGAUAGUUAUCUGCAGUCAUCCACUGAGGGACUAAUGAACUAUCAUUAACUAAUACAAACUAUUUUAUCUGUCUUAACAAAGAUGAACAAAUGCUGUAAAGAAUCUAUUGUUGUUCAUGAUACCUAAUGCAUGAGCUAAUGUUAACCAAUGGAACCUUAUUGUAAAGUGUUGUCCCACACCUUUAAAUUAUAGCACUUGUGGUCAACUGACAUGGGUUUUUUAGUAACUAAAUGCUCAUAUCUAAAGAUCUAGGUGGCCAAUAUAAUGCUCAUAUGUACAAUACAUUAUAUUUAUAGCAAAUAAGAUGUGACAAAUGAUUGCAGAAUUUAAAUGACCAUUUACUUUACAUAUAGAGUAUUGUUAAUUGGCCAAUGCCAAUAUAUCGGCUAAUUGAAUGACCUGUUCUGACAUUAUAGCACAGAUUACAAAUGUUAUGUUAGCUUUCAUUUAUGGAGGUAGCAAUUACAUUAUUCAGCAAUACUUGGUUCAUUAGUUGAAAUGUACUUUAUUUUAGUAUUCUCGGUGCCAAGAAAUAACUUUCCUGUAUUUGUGUCUUGCUCUUUAUUGAAUAGAUUCAUUCAUGUGAGAUGUUUGUGAUGCCUUUCAAAUUAACUACAUUUCUGCUUCAUAAAAUGUGAUUUGAGCAGCA
This is a messenger RNA of Xyrauchen texanus (razorback sucker), 4277 nucleotides long. Its product is annotated as SUMO-conjugating enzyme UBC9-B. NCBI's taxonomy places the organism in Eukaryota, Metazoa, Chordata, Actinopteri, Cypriniformes, Catostomidae. Bases 196 to 669 code for a protein of 157 amino acids. The record is from RefSeq and is a predicted model, not a curated record. Gene Ontology annotation, molecular function: SUMO conjugating enzyme activity. The transcript is spliced from 7 exons. Gene Ontology annotation, biological process: protein sumoylation. Gene Ontology annotation, cellular component: nucleus.